UGUGGCAACUCCAGCCUAGUGUCGGAGGUGGAGGAGUUGAGGAAACGAGUGCUCGAAAUGGAGGGGAAGGAUGAGGAGCUGAUCAAGAUGGAAGACAUGUGCAGGGACCUCAACAGAAAGCUGGAGAAGGAGUCAAGCCAGAGCUGUAGCUUAAAAGCAGAGGUGGACAAGCUGAAUCACAGAAUCAUGGAACUUGAAAAGCUAGAAGACGCCUUUGGGAAGAGUAAGCAGGAGUGCAAUUCGCUGAAAAGCAACCUAGAGAAAGAGCGGACCAUGACUAAACACAUGUCCAAUGAACUAGAUGUGCUGAGAGUCAGAAUCAAAGAGCUUGAAGCUACCGAGGUUCAUUUGGAGAAGACGGAGCUGGCACUGAAAGAGGAUCUGACAAAACUGAAAACACUGACUGUCAUGCUGGUGGAUGAGAGAA
Messenger RNA from Sinocyclocheilus rhinocerous, 427 nucleotides. RefSeq names its product filamin A-interacting protein 1-like. The transcript has a single exon. The record is from RefSeq and is a predicted model, not a curated record. The annotation marks the transcript as partial. Lineage: Eukaryota; Metazoa; Chordata; Actinopteri; Cypriniformes; Cyprinidae.